AGGAGGUGUGUCUGUGGUGGAGCAAGCACACGCCUCUUAUAUAAAAAGUCAACUCAAGUGUAGUGCUGAUCAGACGAACCGAUUUUAAAAGCAGUGCUUUUGUGCUCGAGUUGUUGUCAUAGAGUUUUGGCGGUGUUACUUUCUGUCUCAGCGCGAGAGACUUGUUCUUCCUUCGAGGGGGAAACAAAGAAGAGAGAAGCGCGAGGCUGUAAUUAAGUUCUCUAAUCAGCAGAAUUAACAGCAGGUGUGAAUUCAUGUCUGUAUUCUCCCCGCAGAUUUACUGCCCAGUGUUUGUGCCCGGCCGAGACAUGACUGAGGUGAUGAUCAAUAGCACCCCAAUGGAGGACAUGAGGCUGAGCCCCAGCAAGGAUAGACUCUCCUUCCAGAUAUUCCCUGACCCCUCAGACUUCGACCGCUGCUGUAAGCUCAAAGAUCGCCUGCCGUCCAUCGUGGUUGAGCCCACAGAGGGAGAGGUAGAGAGUGGGGAGCUUCGCUGGCCUCCAGAGGAAUUUCUCGUCAGUGAAGAAGAGGAGGAGGAAGAUGAGGAAGAUGAGCAGCACAACGGCAGUAUCCCAAACGGACAGCCGAUACAGAAUUCACAGCAUUAAAGGCUGUGCUGUAGCAUCCUUACUCCCCUCUCUCUCUCUCUCUCUCUCUCUCUCUCUCUCUCUCUCUCUCUCUCUCUCUCUCUCUCUCUCUCUCUCUCUCUCUCUCUCUCUCUCUCUCCACACUGGUUCCACCGCUCCUCCGACAGACUCAGACACGCUCAGUGUCUCAUGAUACCAUCUCGCCCUCGACACCAAAGCAUCACACCCACAAGAGAAGCAAUACACACAAGAAUCACACCGCCCUCACAUGAUGAAUUAUCCUCCCAAUCUCCAAACUCACCUAAUCAGACUUGGAAAGAACAGACACACACACUCAUAACCGACACUUUCUUCUUACCAUGCCUGUCACCGUGUGUGUCUCCGCCUGGAAGAGGUGUCCUAUUGGACGCUGGCAGCUCUGAGCUCCAUGGACAGCUCUCGCACUGCAGUGGGGCUGCAACUGCUCUGUGUUUAUCUCCAAAAUGGCUGGCGUCAUGACCCCAGAGACUGGCAUGCAGAACAUCUGUGGCACCUGUGGGAUUAUCGUCUUCAAGUACACCGUCUGUACCUGUGUUCAAUUUCUGGAUUGAUCUGUUGAUUAUCGUGAUUGCCACUGCUGUCCGUGUAUCUGUUUCUGAGACGUGAAUGUUUUGUGAUUUGAGAAGUGGGUGUUUGUGCAAAAUAAUCCUGGUGCCCCUGAACAAGAUUCAUCUAAACAGAAAUCAUUUUAGAGAGGUGAGAAUGAAAACAAGAGAAAAUUAACCAGCAUGACCUACUUUUAAUGUAAUCAGUCAUUGUACAAAUACUUGUUUUGCUGUCAGGGCUCAGUCAACAUUAUUAUCCUCUCAUCGGGAUGGCCUCCUUUAAGCCUUAUGACAAAAUGAACUUGGGUGACAGAGAAAAGAAAGCUGCAUUGUUUAAAAAAGAGUUAUUAAUGACUGAAAGUGUAAUAUUUGAUAAAGCGCUUUAUAAUAGAUGUACAGACCCAAUGAAGGAUGUGUAAAUACUUGUUCCCAGUGAGCCAAACUGUGAGGCCUUGCGUUGUGCUGCUCUUGUUUGUACCCGGGGAUUGAUUUCCAUUUAAGACAGACUGAGACUGGCUCUGAGCUGUACACACCUGAACUUUAAAGUUGGCUGGCUGCAUAAGGCCAGAUCAGACUACACGAGUUAAGCCAGAUUUGACCCGAUUGCUUUACUGCAAAAAAAAUAAUAAUAAUUUCAUUGCCCACUACAAGUCUUGAAAUUAAAAGAAACCAAAGUCAAUGUUUGGGUAACCCCAGUUAAUAGAAAUGUCUCCUCUUAAUUCAGAGCUAAAAUCACAAGUAUUUUCUCACUGAUUAGUCCCAUAAGAAGUGCCACUUGAGCACACUGAAACUGGAGGACUUGUGCAAGAAAAUUGGCUUUCUUUGGUCUGAUUUUCACCCACAUAAUCAGCUAAUUUUGAUUUUACAAUCUCCAAAAUUUCAAGUUUUGUUUCAGAUGCAACUUUUAAGAAAUGAAAAUCCCCCCCCUAAAAUUUAACAGAUCCUCCAUCUUUUAUUUUUUAAGUGCCCCCAAUAUGCCAUCAUAAUGGACAGCUUAUAUGUAGAUCUGGCUAGAACAAGCGUAUUUAAGCUUAUGUUGGGACUUGGUCAGUGAAAACUAUUCAAAUUGACACUUAAUUUUUCAAAGUGGGUCCUGGGGGGUCUGAGCUUUUCUUGGAUACCUGUAGGGGGGGUCUAAAGGAAAAAGGUUAGAAACUAAUGACCUCACAGCAGAAGAUGUGUAGUCUAACAUGGUGCAAUUGUAAAAGACUAAAUAAUUGUGUAGUCUGAUCUGGCUGUAAGUCUUCCUGUCCUUUUAUUUUGAAACAGCCAUACUUUGUAAAGUUCAGGCCACAAAAAAAACAUAGUAGGACAGAAUUCACAGCUUCAUAAGGCAAUAUAUAAAAGUGUAUUGAGCUCAUUUUCACAACACUGAUAGUCCUGUAUUUGCCAAAAGUUGUUCUUGAGAAAUCUUGGUAGUAUUGUCUGUCAUUUAAUUGUAUUGCAGUCUCAAAACUUGGUGUUCUUUUCUUCACUCUUUAAAUAUCAACACGUUUGUGGAACAAUUCUUGUAAGUCAGUUGGUGGAAACGGCACAAUAUGAAAUACUGUUGUAAAAGCAUGACUGCGGUAUGUCUAUGUUUUUGUAGUUUCUCAUUUGAGUGGCAUUAGGGCUGUGUACAGAAUAUCUCUCUCUCUCUCGUUUCUCCUGUCAGUCACCUACAGGUCCCACGCUGUUUUUGUAAAGCUCAGGGAGAUUAGCCACCAUCUUUCUCUUGAUUUUGUUUUCUUUUUUUUGUAUUUAGACCACUUUUCUCUGUGACACACAGAGGCUGUAAAUAAACAUUUGAAUUUGC
Messenger RNA from Cheilinus undulatus (humphead wrasse), 2966 nucleotides. It is a transcript of the gene lbh, whose product is annotated as LBH regulator of WNT signaling pathway. The coding region runs from base 255 to 608 and encodes 117 amino acids. Gene Ontology annotation, cellular component: nucleus. Lineage: Eukaryota; Metazoa; Chordata; Actinopteri; Labriformes; Labridae. The record is from RefSeq and is a predicted model, not a curated record. Gene Ontology annotation, biological process: positive regulation of DNA-templated transcription. The transcript has 3 exons.